ACAAUGGCUGCUUGCGCUUGUUGUAUGCUAUAUUUCUCAUAGCAACUCGGCCACCAGCUAGAAAAGGGAACCGAACAGGCGGUUUGAGAUUCAAACAUGGCAGCGGCUACGAGUGUUGUUGUGCUAGACAGAGGGAACAACACGACAUGCACCAUCAACUUGCACGGUGCAACGGUCGUUUCUUGGCGAGUGAAUAAUCAAGAGCAGUUAUUUGUAAGCAAGCAAGCAAUAUUUGAUGGAAAGAAGGCAAUUCGUGGUGGGAUUCCCUUUGUCUUCCCCCAGUUUGGGCAGUGGAGCUUUGGACCACAGCAUGGUUUUGCCCGCAUCAUACGAUGGAACUUGGAAAAGGCCCCUGAGCGCCUGCCUAGUGGCGAUGUGGAAGCCAUCUUCUCCAUCAUGGACAGUGAGUUCACACGCUCCAUGUGGAACUAUCCGUUCCGCCUCACGUACAGGCUGAUCUUGAGAGAGAAGGAGUUGCACUUCAACAUAGGGGUGUACAACCCUAGUAAGGAGCUUACAUUCAGCUUCAACUUGUUGUUACACACAUACUUCAAGGUGCCUGAUGUGCGGCGUUGCCAGAUCACCGGCCUGCACGGCUGCACAUUCAUCGAUAAGUCAAGAGAGGGUGCAAUUUUCCAAGAGGGUCGCGAUGUGGUGACCAUCUCUGAGUGGACUGAUCGCAUUUAUCAGAACACUCCCCAAGAGCACAUCAUCACGAAUGUUGUGUCAGGCCGGAAGAUGAGGAUACAGAAGUAUAACUUCCCAGACACAGUUGUAUGGAACCCGUGGGUGGAGAAAGCAAAGGAGAUUUCAGACUUCGGUGAUGACGAGUUUCCCAACAUGGUCUGUGUGGAGUCAGGCCAUGUGUCUAGCCCCGUUAUCUUGCUGCCAGGAACAGCGUUCGAAGCCAGCCAGAUACUGCAGGUGAUGUGAGUGGAGGGCGGGGCUGCAGGGGGCCCAGGGGGGCGGAGAGGGGCUGCUGGCCGCUUGUCACAGCUCCAGCAACAACAACAACCACCACCACCACCACAGUCACAGCAGGUGGUGAACCCCUCUCCUUCCACCUCAUCUGCAGGGGGGGACAACCUGCUGGCGUCUCCCUCCCCUGUGUGGCCCCCCGCCCCGUGGCUCGCUCUGAACAACGUGUAUGUGGGCGAGAUGCUGCACCAUCGCCUCCUGCUGGAGCAGCGCAGCAAGGGAGCAGGUCAGCAGCCGCCCGAACAACACCAUCACCCGCACCAGUGUGCCCCUCAGACCUCCUGCAGCAUCUGCUCCCUCAACCUGUAGUGCACGGGAGAAACCCGGGUUGUACGGACACAGAACUGAAAUUUGGUUUUGUUCUUCCCCACAAAAUUUGUUUCCAAAAUUUAUUUUCUUAUUUAUUUUUAUUUAUAGUUUGCAUGAUGACGUCCACUCCUGAUGGCGUUGGUGGCAUGGCGAGUGUCCGUACAACCUCGUGCCACAGUGACUCGGACAGUGAUACAGACUCUGGAGCUUACAAUUUGGUGCUGGUGUCAAUGAGGAAUUCUUAAAGAGUUAACAGCCUGCACAUUACAAUUUGUAAAAAGGUUCAUCUGCAGUUUGAGGUGAGACAGGUUCCACAUGACAGAGAAUCGACACAUAUUCGACUCACAGUUUCUCACUUCCUGUUUCAUAAGCAGGUUUCUAGUAUCAACAGUGUUUCCAACUGUUGCACCCUGAAAUACAGUUCUUGAAACAUAGAGGAAAUCUACGUUCAUAUUGUAGAUGACAGACAAGGCACACAAUGUGCAAUAUUUUGCACAUCACUUAGAGCGUUUCCCAUGGUGAGUGGUGUUCAGAUCCAAAAACCAGUUUCACUCAGCAACUGCAAAUGACGUCAAUGACAUUCGGACGCUUCUUUCAUAGUGUGCUCUGUGUAGUAUUUUGCUUCCCUGUGCAGAUAGAUUGGUGUUGGGAGAGCCUUUGGUUCAGAUAUAUCUAAGAGUUAUAAAAACUCCUGUGAUGGACUGCAGUAUCAGACACACUGUGUACAGUCUCGCCACUCAGCACACACUCACAUGUGCUCAUCUUGGCUAUGUAUGCCUUGAAUCCAAAGGACUGAAUUUUCCAGUUGAGUAAUGCAAUGCAAGUCUUUUGUUGCUGUGACUGAAGGAUAAGAAAUGAGCCUUGGUUGUUGUUUUUUUGUAUGCAUUUUUCUAAAGAUUGCCCACACAAUUAAAGCAUAGGGGAAAAUUCAGAAACAAGUGAAAAUGUCUUGCAGUGACAUGAAUCCAUUUGGAUUAUUCUUGCUGAUCCUCUUGAUAAAAAAAGAUCAGUCUAUAUAGAUGCAUUUUGUAAUGGGAAAGGUUAAAUAUGUUGCCUGCAUUGCAGGAGUACGGUCUGUUAUGGGCAUUGUGGUACUCCUGUCUCACAGCACUGUGUUAUCAGGGUUGUGUCACUGUCCAUCAUGUUGGCUCUCCUGUCUUACUCUGAUUUUCUGAUAGUAAUAAAUAGUUUAUAGUUAUAAUAAUAAUAAUAAUGAUAUUAAUAAAUAUUGAUGAUAUAGAAUUUUUCUAUUAAAGUACAGAUUAGCUAGGAGUUGAUGUGUGUGCCUCCAGAACAUUGUAGUAUUAUUACCACAAUGCAAGUUGAUACUAGUGCUGCAACAUCAUUCCAUUCCCGAGUACAACUUUUAUGGAAAAACGACUGGAGCGGGUUACGAUCUUGGUCAUAGUUUAAACACAACUCACCAAAUUUGGUCAGGAAUAUAUUUUUUGUUUACAUUAUCUCAGACAUUAGGGUUUCAGGGAAGUUUGAUCCUGUAAACCUCCUCCCACAAUGUGUCCAGGGCUGUAGCAUGACUGUCACAUCACAUACCCGUAAGAUUGUGCAUCAUUACACCUCGAUGAUGCUCCUAGAAAAUCGGUGCCGUCUACUUUCUGCCCUACUUUCAAGUGAUAACUGUAUGUGGUCUUUAAAACAAUUUGCUUAAAUCACCAACAGUCCACGCAGUGUUGUAUUUUUCUGCUAGUAGCCAGCUUGCA
Zootermopsis nevadensis is the source of this 3005-nucleotide messenger RNA. RefSeq lists its product as uncharacterized. NCBI's taxonomy places the organism in Eukaryota, Metazoa, Arthropoda, Insecta, Blattodea, Termopsidae. Gene Ontology annotation, cellular component: cytoplasm. Gene Ontology annotation, biological process: carbohydrate metabolic process. The record is from RefSeq and is a predicted model, not a curated record. Gene Ontology annotation, molecular function: carbohydrate binding; glucose-6-phosphate 1-epimerase activity.